This is a messenger RNA of Coprinopsis cinerea okayama7#130, 2226 nucleotides long. Its product is annotated as atypical/ABC1/ABC1-A protein kinase. The coding region runs from base 1 to 2226 and encodes 741 amino acids. Lineage: Eukaryota; Fungi; Basidiomycota; Agaricomycetes; Agaricales; Psathyrellaceae. The record is from RefSeq and is a predicted model, not a curated record. Gene Ontology annotation, biological process: ubiquinone biosynthetic process. The transcript has 8 exons. Gene Ontology annotation, molecular function: kinase activity. Gene Ontology annotation, cellular component: extrinsic component of mitochondrial inner membrane.
AUGCCGCCAGGCCCGGCGUACAAUGCUCUCGCUGUGGUCUAUUCUGUAGCUAGGAUCGUCAAGCAUGCGGCACGACAUCGAGCUGCAGCUGGCGCUCGAACUUUGGGCGUCUCAGAGGAUAUACUGACGACGACACGGCCUGGACCAGCACCACAACCCGCACCAACUGCACCAACAUCCUCGACCCCUUCGACUUCAACCUCGUCCGACGCUUCAGCUAGCACAAGCCCGUCCGAGGAGAGGGUAGGAGAAGCCUCUACACAGACUCAACCAAAAUCUCAGCUCUCCAAAGCAGAACGACGACGGAUACAAGCGCAACUAGAAGAGGAAGAGUUCCGAGCGAUACUUGGAAAACGAUGGGUUGAUGGCGUAUUGGUCGACGGGUCUCUCCCAUUCAGCGUUUCGCACAGCCAUCCAGCUCAGAUUAUAUCUGAAGCACCCAGGGACCCUGUGCCGCCGAUACCAGAAAUACCAGAACUGCCAACUCAGUCGCAGUCGCCGGCAGAGUCUUUGGAGUCGGGGACGAAGACGUGGGUGGAGAAGGAAAGAGAGGCAGAGGAAGUUGCGAGAGUUGUGGAGGAGGUUAGCCAUGAAAUCGAACACGAACGCGAAUUGGAAACGAAGGAAAGGCCUAUACCUCAGGUGGCGCAGAAGUACCAGUCCAGUCACCAGCAGGCAUCGUCCUCAUCUGCAACCAGUGUUCCCACUUCAAACCCGACUGCUGCAAUCGAGGCUUCUGACCUUUCACCGACACAGGCAGCUUCUACGUCGCCUUCAGACCUUUCAGACUCUCCCUCAUGCCCUCUUCCUGUCACAACCCCUACACCACCACCCAAAAAGGUGCUUCAAGCAUCUAAAGUUCCCUCGUCACGGAUAGGCAGAUUAUUCCACUAUGGAGGUCUCGCUGCUUCACUAGGCUAUGGAGCCGCCGCUGAACUCCUUAGAGGGAGUGAUAGCUCCAACGCAACAGGCAACGUCAUGCUCUCAGAAGCGAACAUCAAGCGAUUGGUGGGCAAGCUUACCCAGAUGCGAGGGGCCGCUCUCAAGCUUGGGCAGUUCAUGAGUAUCCAAGAUACACAUCUCCUCCCACCAGAGCUCGACCAGAUAUUCAGACGUGUCCAGGAUAGCGCGCAUUACAUGCCAGAUUGGCAAAUGGAGAAAGUCCUCUCAGCGGCGUACGGUCCUAACUGGUGCAACCCUUCAAAUCCCGAAGAAACUGUCUUCAUGGAGUUCGAGCGGAUACCGUUCGCGGCUGCGUCCAUCGGUCAGGUGCACCGAGCCAGGCUAGCACCGCGACUUUGCCCACCCGAGUUGCUCGACCAGGGUAACAAGGAUGUUGGCCUAGACGUCGCAGUCAAAGUCCAAUUCCCAAACAUCGUAAACUCGAUAAAGAGUGACUUGGGUUAUGUCAAGAUGCUGCUCAGCGUCGGAGGUCUGCUGCCUAAAGGUCUUUUCCUGGACAGGACGAUCGAGGUGAUGUCCGCGGAACUAGCAGACGAAUGCUCCUACACCCGCGAAGCCUCGUUCCUCAAGAAAUUCAGGUCGAAAAAAUUCUUGGGUGGAGACGAGCGGUUUAAAGUACCUUGGGUGUGGGAGGGUAGCACCGAUCAGGUGUUGGUCAUGGAGCGGGUAGGCGGGGUGGGUGUUGGGGAUGUCAGUCAUGGUAGUGCUCUCGAGGAAGGCGAGGUGGCGGUUGACGAGGAGACUGUGAGGGGUUUGAGCCAGAGGGAUCGGAAUGACAUCGAACUCGUCGACUUUGGCGCAACACGCACAUACAGCAAAAAGUUCAUGGACAGCUGGUUAAGGCUGCUCCAAGCAGCCGCCUCCGAGGACCGCCAAACAUGUAUCGAUGAAAGCAUCAAAAUCGGAUACUUGACGGGCCAAGAGGACGAAGUCAUGCUCGAUGCACAUGUUCAGUCUAUGACUCUACUCGCCACUCCUUUCAAAGAAACCACUACCCAGCCGUUUGCGUUCGGACCUGGCUCGAGGUGGUCGGAAGUGACGAAGGAGAUUAGGGAGUUCAUUCCUGUGAUGGUGAAGAGGAGGUUGACCCCCCCGCCGAAGGAGACAUAUAGUUUGAAUAGAAAAUUGAGCGGGGCGUUCCUCCUCGCUGCUAGACUCGAUGCCAAGGUUGAUACGAAGGAGAUUUGGGAUAGGAUUGUUGGGAAGUACGAGUUUGGGCGUGUGGAAGAGGAGGCGGCGGAGUUGGCUAAAGAUAUUGAUUGA